Messenger RNA from Pneumocystis jirovecii RU7, 306 nucleotides. RefSeq lists its product as uncharacterized. The transcript is spliced from 2 exons. The record is from RefSeq and is a predicted model, not a curated record. Lineage: Eukaryota; Fungi; Ascomycota; Pneumocystomycetes; Pneumocystales; Pneumocystaceae. Bases 1 to 306 code for a protein of 101 amino acids.
AUGAAAAAGUAUAUAAAUGUCUUGCGGAUAGGAAUGAAAAAUUUCAUUCCGGAAAUGCAAUUUUUAUACGUGUUUUUUUGUACCAUUUUAGCUGCUUUUGUCAUUGCUGACAGUGUUAAUAAUGCCACUGUCAAUGUUGACGUGCUAAAUGUUACUUUUCAGCAUUCUGGGGGAAAUUCGUCUGAAGUUGGUAAUGGUUCUUCAGGUUCCAAAAAUUCAACUAGCGAAGAUUCGUCAUCGAAUAUGCUUAAACUUGGAGCACUUACUUUCCUUAUUGGAGGUUUAACUGGUUUGGCUAUGAUAUAA